Dendronephthya gigantea is the source of this 1687-nucleotide messenger RNA. RefSeq lists its product as uncharacterized. NCBI's taxonomy places the organism in Eukaryota, Metazoa, Cnidaria, Anthozoa, Malacalcyonacea, Nephtheidae. The record is from RefSeq and is a predicted model, not a curated record. Bases 71 to 1687 code for a protein of 538 amino acids. The transcript is spliced from 9 exons.
UAGAGCAUAAAAAGUUGGUUAGUAACUUCUAGAUUAGUUUUUGCGUUAAAAUUUUAAUUUCGGAGUUACGAUGGCUCAAACAGCAAAAUUUGACCAUUUUUCAAAAAAAAGUAGCGCGACGCAAAUAUCACCAAAGAGCCUGGAUCCCAGGAACUCAUCUUCUACAGCAAUCACACUUUUGUAUUGCGAGACUGUAUAUCUUGAGAGUUUUCUGCUUAAAAUGCCCGAACGUUGCGUUGUUUUUGGGUGUUCUAACACGGCAGACGCGGAGAAUGGUAUUUUUCUAUACCAGAUACCUUUUUGGAACGAAAACGCGACCGUAGCAGCGAAACGAAGGCGAAUAUGGGUGAACUUCAUUCGACGCAGAAGAGACAAAUGGACGCCAACACCCUCAUCAGUUGUUUGCUCAAAGCACUUCACGAACGACUGUUUCGAGUACGGUUCUGCUACAGUUUCAAAGUAUAAGACCCCUAGACUAAAAAGGGAUGAGUUGGGAGUUUCUGUGUACCCUACAUUGCAAGCAAAUCAAAUUUUGGGCAGCACAGAAAGUGAACGCACAAAACGCAUGAAGCGAAGAGAGACUAUAACAGAAUCGCCAACAACUUCGUCAAAAAUUUCUGGCGUAACUGAUGAAUUGAAAGCUACGACGGAAAGUGUUGUCUUCCCGACGGAUGUUAUGGAACACGAAUCAAUGAUUGGGGCAUCACCACAGUCACCACACAAGUGCAGAAAUUGUGAUUUGUUAAAGAAGGAAAACAAGCGAAUCCGUAACUGUUGGGAAACAUCAAAACAAAAGCUGGCAGGUGUGAGAAAAGAAUUGGAUAUUCUUAGGGUGCAACAGAGUGUCGGUGUAAGUAGUGAUGAUGAUGAGGAAGUUGAGAGCAAUGAUGAGGAAGAUCACAAAUCUGAAGAUGAGACAGAGGGGCCUUCUGAUGAUAUGUAUGAAGAUGCAGAAAUUGAGACAGAGACAGAUACAGCAGAUACUGAUACUGAUGAAGACAUUAAUGUGCCUUCACAUAGUUCAAAAGUACUCACAAAAGUUGCAAAAGUGAGUGGGUGUGAAGCAGUUGCUGAAUGGAUAAAGCCUUGUACUAACCAUUUAUACUGGAGUGCAAGAACUACACAUGAUGGGAAUGGUGAAGUUAUUUGGGCUAAGUUCUCAUCAUUUUUAAGUCAUGUGGUUAAUGAGCACAAAAAUCUUGAGAAUCCGUUGUUCAACAAAUGUGGGCAUAAAGAGACAAUUGAGCCACGGAAAUGGUUAGAUAAAGAUUCAGUUGCCUAUGAGAAAAUGCAGUCAUCUCUUACUAACAAAAGGCUGAUAAAAGGAAUAAAGCAUGCAUCUCCAAUGGACCAAACAAGUUGCCUAGAAGGAUUCCAUUCUGUGCUGAACCAAUUCUCUCCCAAGAUGAUAGGCUAUACCUACAGAGGAAUGUUUUGCAGACAUGCAUUAGCAGUCAUGCACUUUAAUCAGAAUCUGUCUCGGGAAGCAAGAUUGAAAAAUGGUGUUGAACAAUACAAUGUUGUUUAUCCCAAGUUCAUGAAUGGGGAAGCAGUUGUCAGAAAAGUUCCAGUAAAGCAAAACUUUGAUUAUGUGGAUAAAAUAUAUCAAACCAUGUUAGAGGCUAUUGCGAAUAAAAAACUGGAAGAUGCAAUAGAUGACCUAAACGAAAAAACACACCACCCAUGA